Tripterygium wilfordii is the source of this 3059-nucleotide messenger RNA. RefSeq names its product type IV inositol polyphosphate 5-phosphatase 7-like. Gene Ontology annotation, molecular function: phosphatidylinositol-3,4,5-trisphosphate 5-phosphatase activity; inositol-polyphosphate 5-phosphatase activity; phosphatidylinositol-4,5-bisphosphate 5-phosphatase activity. Bases 836 to 2593 code for a protein of 585 amino acids. NCBI's taxonomy places the organism in Eukaryota, Viridiplantae, Streptophyta, Magnoliopsida, Celastrales, Celastraceae. Gene Ontology annotation, biological process: phosphatidylinositol dephosphorylation. The transcript is spliced from 13 exons. The record is from RefSeq and is a predicted model, not a curated record.
UCUUUUCCUUCUUUAAGUGCUUUUUCACUUUGGACGGAUUGGAAGACCAAAACCGCAAGAGAGAAGGGUACGGCAGCUACAGAUCUCACACCCCCUACACUUUGCUGACCGUGGGACAGGUUUUGAUCACAUAACGGGUUACAGGGGUCGCUUACUGUUCUGGUAACAGAGUUACCAUUUCAUGUUGGGGGGGCAUGCUAGAGAUUUGGAGUAAAAAAACCAAAUACCCAGUAAGAGAAAAGGCCAUUAACACUGAUUUCAUGUCUCUCCCUGCACUUUAUUCUGUUCAAAUUCGAUACUUUGCUGUUUACUAAGAACGAGGAGGCUUAGGCGCUUAGCUGUGUGCGGGAGACAGGGAGAGAGAAAGUGGAGCCUAUAACCUUCGGUCUUAAACGCUGUCUCUCUCUCUCUAAAUACUUUCUUUAUCUCUUUCUAACAGCCACAUUGUCUUGUAAUACUUCAAGAAUCUCUCAUCUAACUUUCACGAAUUAAAGCGAUUGUCUCUCUCUCUCUCGACUCCUCCUCCUCUUGCGCUCAUAUUUUCUGGGCUCUUGCUUGUUUUGUUUCAUUUAACAUAAAAGCAUUAGAAGAGGACACUCUGAGAAACCCAUUUGUUGUUUGGUCUUUCUGGUUCUGUUUUUAGCAAAUUAAGGAAGUCUAUUUCUUGAUUAGUAGACCUACAGAGCCUGUAACAGUGAAAGCUCAAACUUGGGGACGCAGAAUCGCUUAUGAGAUUCUUCAACCUGAAAGUGUUUUUGGUGAUUCUGGGCAGGGCCUAGAAGUUUAGGGAUCGCAGAGAAUACGACAAGAGCUUGUAUGAAGUAGAGCCGAAACAAUGGGAGAUGGAAACUCCAAGAAAAGCAAGCUCUCAUGGUCCAAGAAAAUGGUCCGGAAGUUGUUCAAUAUCAAGAGUAAAAAUGAGGAAUUUCAGGCUGAUGCUGUCUAUGGAGGAGGUGAGGUAGAAUAUAGGACUAGCUUCUCAGAGAGGGAACCAAGCAGAAUCAAAAAGAGCAAAACUGACAAAUUUAGCAGAAAUGGAGAGUCAGGCAGAAGAGGCAGAAUGAAUCUUGACUGCCCGAGGAUCAUAGAGGUGCAGAAUUACAGUAUUUUUGCAGCUACGUGGAAUGUGGCUGGAAGAUCUCCAACAAGUAACUUGAGUAUUGAAGGCUGGCUUCAUGCUUCACCUCCCGCAGACAUUUAUGUUCUUGGUUUUCAGGAGAUAGUUCCUUUAAAUGCUGGCAAUAUUCUGGGUGCAGAAGAUAAUGGCCCUGCUAAAAAGUGGCUGGCUCUCAUUCGAAAGACAUUAAACAGUCUUCCUGGAACUAGUGGAAGCAGUGGACGCUAUACGCCAUCUCCUAUUCCCGAGCCAAUUGCAGAAAUAGAUGCUGAUUUUGAGGGAUCUACAAGGAGGAGGAACCCAUCUUUCUUCCAUCGCAGAUCAUUCCAAACACCCAGCAGCUGGAGAACAGAAAUAGACCAUUCAAUUCCCCAACCACGACUUGAUCGCCGAUAUAGUGUCUGUGAUCGAGUUAUAUUUGGUCACAGGCCAAGCGAUUCUGACCAAAGUUAUAGAUGGGGACAGAGGCCUAGUGAUUAUUCCAGGUCUAGUGAUUAUUCCAGGCCUAGUGAUUACUCUAGGCCCAGUGAUUACUCCCGGUGGGGUUUCUCUGAUGAUGAUAAUGUACCUGUAGAUUCACCAAGUACUGUAUUACACUCGCCGAUGUACUAUGGUGGAUCCGAAUCCACUGAAGAUGGAUAUAGGAUGCCAGGGCAUUCAAGGUACUGCUUGGCUGCAAGUAAGCAAAUGGUUGGAAUAUUUCUCACCAUAUGGGUGAGGAAUGAUCUGAGAGAUCAUGUUAAAAACAUGAAAGUAUCUUGUGUGGGCAGAGGAUUGAUGGGUUACCUUGGAAAUAAGGGAUCUAUUUCUGUCAGCAUGCUUUUGCAUCAAACAAGCUUUUGCUUUGUUUGUAGUCAUUUAACUUCAGGACAGAAGGAGGGUGAUGAGCUAAGAAGAAACUCUGAUGUCGUGGAGAUUCUUAAAAAGACAAGGUUUCCAAAGGUUCGUGGGGUUGGUGAUGAGAAGUCCCCGGAAACAAUCCUCGAGCAUGAUCGAGUUAUUUGGCUUGGGGAUUUGAACUAUCGUAUUGCUCUCACAUACCGAUCUGCAAAGGCACUUGUCGAAAUGCAAAACUGGAGGGCUUUGUUACAAAAUGACCAGCUAAAGAAAGAGCAAAGACGCGGUCGUGUUUUUGUGGGAUGGAAAGAGGGGAAGAUAUAUUUUCCUCCAACUUACAAAUACUCUACCAAUUCAGACAGAUACACGGGAGAUGAUAUGCAUCCAAAGGGGAAACGUCGCACACCUGCUUGGUGUGAUCGGAUACUGUGGCAUGGGGAGGGGCUCCAACAGUUAUCGUAUGUCCGUGGGGAAUCAAGAUUCUCUGAUCAUAGACCAGUUUAUGGCAUAUUUUGGGCUGAAGUUGAGUCAAACCAUAACAACCGAUUGAAGAAAAGCACAAGUUAUUCUAGUUCCAGAAUUGAUGUGGAGGAGCUUCUGCCAUAUGCACACGGAUACACUGAACUGAACUUUUUCUGAAAGAUGUCAUGUCACAAUUCUCCCCCAUUCUUUAGGAGGGCAUCUCUUUAGAGAUUUUUUUUUUGAAGUGCCAUGGAGACAACCAGAAAAAGGUGUAAAUUUGUAAUUUGGAUCAUCAACUAACUUCACAAAAAUAGUUAAAUCUGCAGACAAAGUUUCAAAGUUUUGUUUCAAGCAUUGAAGUUCUUACAUGAUUAUGAGGAUGAGCUGUUCCAAUCAGAAGCUGCCAAGUGGGUUGAAGAAGAUUAAUUCUUUCAUGAUUCUUUAUAUUAUAGAUUAGUUCUUAACAUUUUUGAUGAAAGAAAGAAGGUAAAAUGAUGUCAAUACAAUGAUUUAGGUUUCUUGCUCUUGGUUUUAACUGCAAAAAUGAAGUAGAGUUAUGUUCAGAAAUUCAUUACUGAAGUGAUAUAAGAAAGGAAAUAUAAUAUUGAAGAACAUGAUGGAAAUCAGAAUGCACUAUUGUUCU